AUGUCACAUAAUCGAUCUAGAGAUUUAACUUCAAAAACUAAUACAAAUAAAUAUUAUAAUUCAGAUCAAAAUGAUUCGAAUGAAAAUUCAAUUAUAGAUCCAUUUACUGAACAACUGAAUUUACAAUCUGAUCAUAAUAUAAAUCAUAGUUCAAGUUCAAAUAGUAUACUUGAAUAUCCAUCAUCGACCUCUUCAAAUUAUAAUUAUAAUCAAAAUAAUCAUUCUUCAAAUAAUCAAUAUGGAAAACCUUAUACCGAAUUUUCUUCAAGUGAUAGUAAUUUAAAUUUAUUAAAUUCAGAAUCAUCAUCUUCAAAUUUUACACCACCAAUUGGAACUAGAUCUUCAUCAACUAAUAAAUAUAACAAAUUCAAUUCUUCAAACAUAAAUUAUCAAAAAUAUCAAAAUAACCCAGUUAGAAAUGACAACUUAAAGAUCAACAAACCACCUGCUUAUGAUAGAUAUCCGAUUAUCCAAGAUUCAUUAAACAAUUCGUCAACCUCAUUAACUGAAGAAGAAGAAAAGAGAAAUUCACCAUUUGCAAAUGUAAUUUAUCCAUCAACUAUUCCUCAACAAAAAUCAGAAAUACCGAAAAAAAAUAAUUAUGAUUCAAAUUAUACUGAUUUUAGUCCAUUUGGAGGAUAUCCGGCAUCUUCAUUCCCAUUAAAUAUAGAUGAAAAAGAACCUGAUGAUGAUUUACAUAAUCCAGAUCCAAUCCGUGAUAUUAUAUAUGAUAAAAAUAGAUUUUGGUAUGAUUUGAAAAAUGGUGAUAGUAGAUCUUAUUUAGGAAUACUAAGUUUUUUACUAUUGAUAAUUGCUGCAGUUGCUGUAUUUGUUAUACUUCCAGCUUUAACUUUCACUGGAGUUACUGAUCAUAAAUAUGUUCCAGAAACUUAUGAAAUAUUAACUCAUUAUUCAUAUCCAAUGUUGAGUGCUAUACGGACAACUUUAAUUGAUCCAGAUACCCCUGAAGGGGCAUUAACUAUAGAUUCAAAAAACGGUGAUAAAUGGCAAUUGGUAUUUAGUGAUGAAUUCAAUGCAGAAGGUAGAACUUUUUAUGAUGGUGAUGAUCAAUUUUUCACUGCUCCAGAUUUACAUUACGAUGCUACAAAAGAUUUAGAAUGGUACGAUCCAGAUGCUGUCACAACUGCAAAUGGUACUUUAGUAUUAAGAAUGGAUGCUUUUAAGAAUCAUAAUUUAUUUUAUAGAUCUGGUAUGGUACAAAGUUGGAAUAAAAUGUGUUUUACUCAAGGUAGAAUUGAAAUUUCGGCAAGAUUACCAAAUUAUGGGACAGUUUCAGGUUUAUGGCCUGGUUUAUGGACAAUGGGAAAUUUAGGAAGACCUGGUUAUUUAGCAACAACAGAAGGUGUUUGGCCAUAUAGUUAUGAUUCAUGUGAUGCAGGUAUAACACCAAAUCAAUCAUCACCAGAUGGAAUAUCUUAUUUACCAGGUCAAAGAUUAAAUUCAUGCACUUGUCAAGGAGAAUCUCAUCCAAAUAGAGGUGUCGGUAGAGGAGCUCCAGAAAUUGAUGUAAUUGAAGCUGAAAUAAUGACUGAUGCAACAAAAGCUAAAGAAAAUAAUGGAGUUGCUUCACAAUCUUUACAAAUUGCACCUAUGGAUAUUUGGUACAUGCCAGAUUAUAAUUUUAUUGAGAUUUAUAAUGCAUCAGUCACAACAAUGAAUACUUAUGCAGGUGGACCUUUUCAACAAGCUAUUAGUGGUACAACAACAUUAAAUCAAACGUGGUAUCAAUUAAACAGACUUGAGAAUCAAGAACAUAAUUUUCAAUCAUAUGGCUUUGAAUAUUUAAAUGGGGACCUGGAUGGUUAUUUAAGAUGGUUUGUUGGUAAAAAUCCAACUUUAACAGCAUAUGCUCAAGCAUUACAUCCUAAUGGUAAUAUAGGUUGGAGAUAUUUAUCAAAAGAACCAAUGUCAAUAAUUAUGAAUUUAGGUGUAUCAAAUAAUUGGGCAUAUAUUGAUUGGGCAUCGUUGAGUUUUCCUGCAAUUUUUAAUAUUGAUUAUGUUCGAGUUUAUCAACCUUCAAAUAAUAUUAAUGUUGGUUGUGAUCCUGUUGAGUAUCCAACUGCUGAUUAUAUUGAACAACAUUUAAAUAUUUAUUCAAAUGUUAAUUUGACUUCUUUUGAAGACGGUGGUUAUACCUUUCCUAAGCAUCAACUAAAUGGGUGUUAA
Messenger RNA from Lodderomyces jiufengensis, 2187 nucleotides. Its product is annotated as SKN1/KRE6 family beta-glucan synthesis-associated protein. The record is from RefSeq and is a predicted model, not a curated record. The transcript has a single exon. NCBI's taxonomy places the organism in Eukaryota, Fungi, Ascomycota, Pichiomycetes, Serinales, Debaryomycetaceae. Gene Ontology annotation, molecular function: glucosidase activity. The coding region runs from base 1 to 2187 and encodes 728 amino acids. Gene Ontology annotation, biological process: fungal-type cell wall organization; (1->6)-beta-D-glucan biosynthetic process. Gene Ontology annotation, cellular component: plasma membrane; endoplasmic reticulum membrane.